Eremothecium sinecaudum is the source of this 2733-nucleotide messenger RNA. RefSeq names its product Fap1p (gene FAP1). Gene Ontology annotation, cellular component: nucleus. Gene Ontology annotation, molecular function: RNA polymerase II transcription regulatory region sequence-specific DNA binding; DNA-binding transcription factor activity, RNA polymerase II-specific; zinc ion binding. The record is from RefSeq and is a predicted model, not a curated record. Gene Ontology annotation, biological process: negative regulation of transcription by RNA polymerase II. NCBI's taxonomy places the organism in Eukaryota, Fungi, Ascomycota, Saccharomycetes, Saccharomycetales, Saccharomycetaceae. The coding region runs from base 1 to 2733 and encodes 910 amino acids. The transcript has a single exon.
AUGGUACAUGAAGUUGAAAGACCUCUAGACGUUGCUGAAAGUGUAUCUAAUCUUAAUAUCUACGGAUAUGAGGACGCAGAUGAUGUCCCGUAUUAUGAUAAAGCAAUUCAGGAAAUAAAAAAUGGCUUUCUCUAUCAAUGUUUGAUUUGCACAGUUGAAAUAGACGCCAAAUGUGCGAUGUAUGCAUGUCCUAAAUGUUAUAGAAUCUUUGACUACGAAUGUAUACAAGAAUGGGCUUUGACUUCGACAGCCAAGAGGGCGGAUGGCCUUUGGAAAUGUCCCAAUUGCUACCAUCCAAGUCGGAAGGUGCCAAGAAAGAAUAGACAUACUUGUUGGUGUGGUAAGCAGGUGAACCAAGAACCGAAUCUACUUAACCCCAAUUCUUGUGGACAAACGUGUAAUGCUAAUAUUUGUAAACAUGGGUGUUCCAAAAUAUGUCAUAUUGGUCCUCAUCCGCCUUGUAUGGUAUAUGUUACAGUGAAGUGUAAGUGUGGUAAAAACUCCGCGAAGGUUCAUUGCUCUGAAGUGAAGGCUGGUUAUAAGAAUUACAGAUGCGAAGAAGAGUGUGGGCGUACGUUACCUUGCGGGAUUCAUAAGUGUAAGUCUAUUUGUCAUCGCGGGCGUUGUGGGCCAUGUACCGCUACAAUUAAAGGACCCAUUAAGUGCUAUUGUGGAUCGGAAGAAGCUAAAAAAAUGCUAUGUAAAAACGUGGAUAUAAUUUCAAGAACCAAAUCACGCAAAGGUAAGAGUUGGGUUGCAUCUUUUGCAUGUAAAAAUCUCACAGAAGUUCAAUAUGAUUGUAAAGAACACACGUAUCAGAAUAAAUGUGCACCUCCGUCUUCUCAGAAACUGCCAUGUCCCUAUUCUCCAAAGUUAUGCCGUUCUUGUCCAUGUGGAAAAACAUCACUGAAGGGCUUUGAGCCAAGAAAGAAAUGUACUGAUCCCAUACCAACGUGCACUAAUAUAUGCGGUAAAGAUCUCUCCUGUGGUAAACAUAAAUGCCCAUUGAAAUGCCACACUUCUAAAUGCAUGGAUCCUUGCCUAUUCAUUGAAAAAUCAAAAUGCCUGUGCGAACAGAAGUCGUUCUGUAUACCAUGUCAGUUCAAAGGUCCUCCUCGUUGUAACAUGAAAUGUGAAUCAUUGAUGUCCUGUCGCAGACACAGAUGUCUUGAAAGAUGUUGCUCAGGUAGACCAAAUGCAGUAAAGCGUUCAAAAAGGAGGUUUCAUAGAUCACGAACUGAUGAUUCAGAAAUUGAAGCUGAACAUAUUUGUCUGAAGGGCUGUUAUCUAAAAUUGUCAUGCGGAUUGCACAAUUGCAAUUAUCAAUGCCAUUCCGGUAAAUGUCCUCCUUGUUUAGAAUCUUCAUCGGACGAUUUAGUAUGUCCAUGCGGAAAAACAAUUGUCCCUGCUCCUGUUCGAUGUGGCACAAAGCUUCCUCCUUGUAAUAAUCAGUGCAUUACUACUUUGCGAGGUAAUCGACCUUGUGGCCAUCCUUCACAACCACAUAAAUGUCAUCCAAUUUCUGAAGAGUGUCCACCUUGUACAUAUUUGGUUGAGAAACCAUGUAAGUGUGGCAAGUAUCAGGGAAUAAAAACAGUUUGUUUCCAAGAAGAUGUGUCGUGCUUGCAAAAAUGUGGCAAAGCUCUCGCUAAUUGUCACCAUUUGUGUGAAAAAGCAUGUCAUUUACCUGGUUGCUGUCAAAUUAAAUGCAAUCAAAUAUGUAAACGGCAACUUCAGUGGUGUGAACACAAAUGCGCAGCUGCUUGCCAUAGAAAUCAACCCUGUCCAGAUAUUACAUGUAAAGAAGCUGUAACUGUUUUAUGUGGGUGUGGAAGAAUUGAAAAAUCAAUCCAGUGUGGUGCAAAUAGCGCUACUGAAAGCGCUAAAAUUACCACUGUUCUGCCUUGCGACGAUGACUGUGCAAAACUUAAAAGACACUUAAUGUUGAUGGAGGCAUUCGGUAUCGCUGAUAACCCAUAUACAUCUGAGAAGGCACUUGAGAGCAUGGCAUUGAAGGCGACGUCUUUUGAACAGUUGCAGCUGCCCUAUGAUGAAACUGCGCUUUGCGUUUAUGCCUCACAGCCUGUAUGGUGCUCGCAGAUCGAAUCCUUCUUGAUGAAGCUUAUUAAUGACAAAGAUAGAAUUAGUCUACAUUUUAAGCCGAUGAAAGCCCAACAACGAAGAUUUGUCCAUAGCCUCGCCAGUGCAUUCGCUGUUUAUUCUGAAUCUCAGGAUCAAGAGCCAAAGAGAUCUGUAUUUGUUAAAAAGACACAGUCUUCUUGUGUGCCGUUUAUAACUUUAGCCAAGGCACUACCACUUUACCAAUCAUUCAAAACGCAUGUAAAAGAGCUAAGACAAGCAGAAUGGGAUAAAAACGAAACUAAGACUUUACUUUCCAUACCUAUAGAAGAUCAAAGUGAGGAAGAUAGACGUCAAGUUCGUUUCAAUGCUAUUAUAUUAACAAGAGUUCACCAAGGUAUCGUGGCGACCGUCCGCGAAUGUUUUGAUGAGUAUUUGCGUCAUACAUUAAUACGGAACCCACAAUAUACCUUAAAUGAAGAUAAAAUGCUUAUAUAUCCAGAUAAUUAUUUGGAAAUAUCAACAAAUGUUGAAACGGAUAUUAAAAGAUUGGAGCCAUAUUUUAACAAUAUCUGUAAAGAUAAGCUGCCAGGAUGCACUAUACAGAUUUGUAAACUAGACGCUGAGCUUAAAGAAACAAAGGAUGAAUACUAG